Molecule: messenger RNA, 927 nt
Organism: Acaulospora morrowiae
Lineage: Eukaryota; Fungi; Glomeromycota; Glomeromycetes; Diversisporales; Acaulosporaceae
Source: the annotation of a GenBank genome assembly
AGCACACCUAGAAAAUCAUAUGGAAAAGGUCUCGUGAAAAAGUUUCCGUUAAAAGUCAAGGAAAAAGUCAGUUCAAAUCCAAAUCAACGCGGCAAAAGUCAAAUUCCGAGAGCUUCGCCGAACAGUGGAUAUGAAUUUCAGGAUGCUUCCGAUUCUGCGCUGAAUCGACCCGAUGAAGAAGAUAAUUACGAUAACAAUUCCAGUGAUGAAUUCGAAAUAUCGAAUGUAUCGCCAUUGGAAGACGCGUCUGAAAAGCUCAACAACAAUAAUGCUGAUGUCAAAGAUUCAGAGUUGAACUUGGAAGAAAUCAAUUUCUCUCCUAUAAAUCCAUUCGAAGAAUCUCUCGACGACCAUUCAGAAACUAAACAAGAAGAUGAACUUGAUUCUCUAAAAAAUAAUGAAGCUUUGGUCGAGGAAGAACCACCAGUCGAACAAUUCAAUGCUACCUUGGAUCCUGCUUCUGAGCUGAAAUUCGAAAUAGAAAAUAAUCAACAAGAACAGGUUCGCAUUUUACCCGAUCUUGGUUCUUAUGAAUCUAUCACGGAGCAAUCAAUUUUCGAGGAAGUUUAUGAUGCUGCCGCAAAUACUCUUGCAGAAUUCAUUAAAGUCAUCGAGUUAACAGUUCUCGAUGCAUCCAGAUCGUUUCGUGUUGCUCCUAUAAAAAUUGGAUUCUAUGCUGAUGGUACGGAACCAAAAUUGUACAGUGGAACUAGAAACCUGGAUAAUUCGAAAUUUUCCGAAUUUGUCGAGAGCGGAUACUAUAUGUUGGAGAAUUGUUAUCCUCAUAUAGAAGAACAUCUCCAAACUAUAUUUCCCUGUUCUGAAGUUACUUGUGUCGCAGGAGAAGAUUGUAGCACUAUAGUUAUCAGUAAGUUUAUGAAUUCGAUGGCAGUUCUUAGGCAUUUAAAAAAGAGAAGGAUCGGAUGA